Messenger RNA from Scomber japonicus (chub mackerel), 1242 nucleotides. It is a transcript of the gene oprm1, whose product is annotated as opioid receptor, mu 1. NCBI's taxonomy places the organism in Eukaryota, Metazoa, Chordata, Actinopteri, Scombriformes, Scombridae. Gene Ontology annotation, cellular component: neuron projection; membrane. The coding region runs from base 1 to 1242 and encodes 413 amino acids. Gene Ontology annotation, molecular function: beta-endorphin receptor activity; G-protein beta-subunit binding; morphine receptor activity. The record is from RefSeq and is a predicted model, not a curated record. Gene Ontology annotation, biological process: G protein-coupled opioid receptor signaling pathway; sensory perception of pain; neuropeptide signaling pathway. The transcript is spliced from 6 exons.
AUGGAGAGCGCAGGCAACGGCACAGAGGUGGAUUACCGGAGCCCGAUCCCCGUGCUUUACAGCAACAACAACAACAGCUUGUGUAUGAACUUCGCCAACGGCAACAACACCACGAGCUUCGCGGAGGCUCGAUGUGAGGGGGAGCGCGUGCUGAACGGGAUGGAGGACGACACGAACCCGGUUAUCAUAGCGAUCGUGAUCACCGCUCUCUACUCCAUAGUGUGUGUGGUGGGGCUGGUUGGGAACGUGCUGGUCAUGUAUAUCAUUGUCAGAUACACCAAAAUGAAGACCGCCACCAACAUCUACAUCUUCAACCUCGCCCUGGCCGACACCUUGGUCACCAGUACGCUGCCGUUCCAGAGUGUUAACUACCUGAUGGGGACCUGGCCAUUUGGGGACGUGCUGUGCAAGAUGGUUUUGUCUAUUGACUACUACAACAUGUUCACCUCUAUCUUCACACUCACCACCAUGAGCAUCGACCGAUAUGUCGCUGUGUGCCACCCAGUCAAAGCACUUGACUUCAGGACACCACGCAACGCCAAGAUUAUCAACGUUUGCAACUGGAUUCUCUCCUCUGCCAUCGGGCUGCCUGUCAUGUUCAUGUCGUCCACCAUUGUCACCCGUAAGAAUGCACACUCAUCCUCCAGCAUUGUUGACUGCAAGUUGAUUUUCCCCCACCCUUCCUGGUACUGGGACACCCUGCUGAAGAUCUGCGUGUUCAUCUUUGCGUUCAUCAUGCCCGUCCUCAUCAUCACCGUCUGCUACGGCCUCAUGAUCCUGCGACUCAAGAGUGUGCGCAUGCUGUCGGGCUCCCAGGAGAAAGAUAGGAACCUACGUCGGAUCACCCGCAUGGUCCUGGUGGUGGUCGCCGUCUUUAUUGUGUGCUGGACACCCAUCCACAUCAUUGUCAUCAUCACAGCUCUGAUCAACAUCCCCAGCUCCACAUUGCAGACCAUCACCUGGCACUUCUGCAUCGCCCUGGGUUACACCAACAGUAGUCUGAACCCAGUUCUUUAUGGCUACCUGGAUGAGAACUUCAAGCGCUGUUUCCGCGAGUUCUGCACACCGAGUCCUUCGGUGCUGGAGAUGCAGAAUUCAUCCCGCACUGGAGCCACUAGCCGCAAGAUCCAACAACGCGACCACAUCACCUUGGAGGGGUCGUCGGUGGACUCUCACUGUUGUGGCAGUGUUGCCAACGACGAUCUCAACUCAGAGGUCACGCAGGUCACCACAGGGCUCUGA